AUGGAGCACGGUGUCCCACAGGGAUCAGUUCUUGACCCCCUGCUAUGGGACAUCAUUGGUGGCCGAGGGGGAUGGCUGGAGGGAGGCCCGCCUCCGAGCGGAGGUGGCACUGGCGUCCAUGGUGGGGUCCAUUUAGGACCUGAGUCUGAGGGUGGCGCUCAGCAAGACAUGUUCCUUCAUGACGACAGUCGGAGGGUGCCGCUGGAGACUCGGGUCCUGGUGGACGGUGUCCACGUCCGGGUCGGGCCCACAAUCAAGUAUCUGGGCCUGACCUUGGACAGCCGAUGGAAUUUCAAAGCGCAUUUGGCGCCCCAGCUCAUGACCUCCGGCCGCAGCAUUCGCCUAAUGCACCAGGCGAUGCGGCCGGUGAUACUGAGAGCGAUUCGGGGGGUACGCGAGCUCCGCGAGGAGGGGGAGGGAUUAUCGGCCAGGGGCCUGGCGGCUUUGAGAUUCCAGAUCAAAGCCCGGGUCAUGGAGCAAUGGUCGGCCAUUCCGGCCGACCCCUCCGGAUUCGGGCUCCGAAGGGCCGAGGCUGUCCGCCCAUGUCUGUCCGAGGUGGCGGACAGGAGGAGACGUGGACUCUUCUUUCGGCUGAUGCAGGUGUUGACCGGGCACGGGUGCUUCGGUUGGUAUCUGCACCGGAUAGGAAAGGAACCCACUGCGAGAUGCCACCACUGCCCGGAGGGCGAGGACACGGUGCAGCAUACGUAG
Molecule: messenger RNA, 711 nt
Organism: Harpegnathos saltator (Jerdon's jumping ant)
Lineage: Eukaryota; Metazoa; Arthropoda; Insecta; Hymenoptera; Formicidae
Exons: 3
Coding region: 1-711 (236 amino acids)
Source: RefSeq, a predicted model, not a curated record